Messenger RNA from Naumovozyma dairenensis CBS 421, 933 nucleotides. RefSeq names its product F1F0 ATP synthase subunit gamma (gene ATP3). Lineage: Eukaryota; Fungi; Ascomycota; Saccharomycetes; Saccharomycetales; Saccharomycetaceae. The coding region runs from base 1 to 933 and encodes 310 amino acids. The record is from RefSeq and is a predicted model, not a curated record. The transcript has a single exon. Gene Ontology annotation, molecular function: proton-transporting ATP synthase activity, rotational mechanism. Gene Ontology annotation, biological process: proton motive force-driven ATP synthesis.
AUGCUACCUAGUAUUUUCGGUAAUACGUUACGUACUCGAAUGGCUAUGGUAGGCCUUAAUACUAUACCAUCUAUUCGUCCACAAUUAGCCAGAAAUUAUGCGACUUUGAAAGAAGUUGAAACUCGUUUGAAAUCAAUCAAAAAUAUUGAAAAAAUUACAAAAACUAUGAAAAUUGUUGCCUCGACAAGAUUAAGUAAAGCUGAAAAGGCUAAAGUAUCAGCAAAGAGAGUCGAUGAAGCAGACAGACAAUUUUACGAAAACGCUAAGACUAAACAAUUGAUCUCAGAGGAUAGUACUGAGCCUCCAAAGGAAUUAAUUAUUGCCAUUACUUCAGAUAAGGGGUUAUGUGGGGCUAUUCAUUCUCAUUUAGCAAGAAAAGUUAGAUCUCACUUAAUAGAUGCACCAAACGCAGAUGUUGUUGCCAUCGGAGAUAAAAUUAGGAUGCAAUUGUUAAGGAGUCACCCGUCGAAUGUCAAAAUAGGUAUUAACGGUGUCGGGAAGGAUGCACCAACCUUUGAAGAAUCAUCAGCCAUCGUUGAUAAAAUCAUCACCGAAUUGAAUGCAAGACAAUAUCCAAAGAUCAGUAUUUACUAUAAUGAUCCAAUCUCUUCAUUAUCUUUUGAAGCUAAAAACAAAUUAAUGUUUACUCCUGCAGCUAUUGAACAGUCCCCUGCUUUGGGAAAGUUUGAUAUUGACAAUGAUGCUAAUGUUCCAUUGGACUUAUUCGAAUAUACAUUUACCAAUCAGAUUUUAACAGCAAUGGCAAACGGUUAUGCAGCAGAAAUUUCAGCAAGAAGAAAUGCUAUGGAAAAUGCCUCAAAGAAUGCAGGUGAAAUGAUUAACAAAUACCAAAUUCUUUACAAUAGAACAAGACAAGCUGUCAUCACAAAUGAAUUGGUUGACAUUAUUACUGGUGCUUCUAUUUUGAAUUAG